AUGCCCAUAUUCAGCGAUAAGAGCCUAAAAGCCGCCGGGUUCUGGAACUUCUUGCGAAAGGACAUCACAUACGCCUUGAUACACGAAUGUCCGCUCAAACUUCGGCUGGAGCGUGCAUCCUCGCAACCUAUUUCCGACGACGAUAUCGCCAACAGUAUGACGCUGUUGCUUGGGCGAGCAAUCAAUGUUGUAUUCGGCGGCCACGAAGAUAAUGUUCUUCCAGACAUCAUGGAAUGGCGGGGGACUCUGUCCAAGCAACCGUUCUCGAGAAUCGAUGAUCGGCCAUUUCCCACUGUUCGAAUGAUACAGGACUCCCAGGUUGCUGCAAUGCAGUACUUCUAUCUUGCGAUGUGCUUGCUUCAGCCGGAAGAGCGCGUCGAAUCCGCAUUGGAGAUCUAUGGGUUGAGUAUGUGUUCGGAGAGCGUUCCGGUGCUGGUCAACUCGUACGGAGCUAUGGUAUUUGCGGCGAAGUGGCUGCAGUCAAGCGAAGAGCAGCAGACGCUGGUCGAUUUUCUGAGGAGCUCGGAAAGGAAGACUGGUUGGGCUGUUGGUGCGCUCGUGUCCAAGUUGAAAGAAGGUUGGGGUGAGUCAGGUGCUGCCGCGCUCAAUCGGUGA
Molecule: messenger RNA, 615 nt
Organism: Cyphellophora attinorum
Lineage: Eukaryota; Fungi; Ascomycota; Eurotiomycetes; Chaetothyriales; Cyphellophoraceae
Exons: 1
Coding region: 1-615 (204 amino acids)
Source: RefSeq, a predicted model, not a curated record